GGCGUCUCCUUCACAGUCUCGCCCGCCCCUCCGGCCGCCUCUGCCGCCGCGCGCCGCAGCAGCGCCGCCUUCCCUGCGCAGUCGGUGUCUCGGCGUUGCUGGGUGGGACUUGGCUCUUCUGCCAUGGGCAAGCAGAAUAGCAAGCUGCGGCCAGAGAUGCUGCAGGACCUGCGAGAGAACACCGAGUUCUCCGAGCUGGAGCUUCAGGAGUGGUACAAGGGCUUCCUGAAGGACUGCCCGACCGGCAUCCUCAACGUGGAUGAGUUCAAGAAGAUCUACGCCAACUUCUUCCCCUACGGCGAUGCCUCCAAGUUCGCCGAGCAUGUCUUCCGCACUUUUGACACCAACAGCGACGGCACCAUCGACUUCCGGGAGUUCAUCAUCGCUCUGAGCGUGACCUCGCGUGGCCGCCUGGAGCAGAAGCUCAUGUGGGCCUUCAGCAUGUACGACCUGGACGGCAAUGGCUACAUCAGCCGGGAGGAGAUGCUAGAAAUUGUGCAGGCCAUUUACAAGAUGGUUUCGUCCGUGAUGAAGAUGCCUGAGGAUGAGUCGACCCCGGAAAAGAGAACUGAGAAAAUCUUCCGCCAAAUGGACACAAACAAUGACGGCAAGCUGUCACUGGAGGAGUUCAUCCGCGGGGCCAAAAGCGACCCAUCGAUCGUGCGCCUGCUGCAAUGCGAUCCCAGUAGCGCCUCCCAGUUCUGAGCUGAGAGGAGCCAGCUCGCCUCCCUGCCUUCACCGGCCCUCCGGCUCUCAGCUUCCUCUCCCUCGUGUCUAUCCAGGCUGGGGGCCAGACUGGGGAAUCCCCUUCUGGGGUCUGCACUGUGGGGGGGCCUCUGGAGAAGCGAACCCUGCAAGGAAGGGGCUAAGCAAGACAGCCGUUAGUCCCCACGGCCCAAGAGGCAGAAUCUCCCUUAGUGGGACAGAGAUUACCCCCGGGUCAGGUUCUGUAUUCUUUCCCCAGACAGCUGGAUCACCUUCCACCCACCCACAACCCGGAGGCUCUUCCACAACACGAGGAAGAGGGGUAGGUCCUUCUUGGGUGGUCCUCAGCCUGGAGGGAGGUGGGGAUUUGUGCCAAGGUGAAGAGUCUUUUUGUUUGGUGGGGAGACCCGGAGGAUUACUGGGCUGUGGGACUUUGAAGAAGUUCCCUGAUCUACUUCCCUGCAGAAGAACACUUCCUGUCCCAGCUCUUGCUGGCUGGAGGCCAUGGUAAAAAGAAGAUCUCCCAGGAUUCCAACUGGGGGGUCCCCAAACCCAGCCUGCCUCUUUGCACUUGGAUAACCACAGAUUUACCCCGUCUGUACUCUGUAUUUCUCUCUCCUUCCCCCACCUCACACACGCACGGGCGCGCGCGCACAUGCACGCGCAACACACACAUGCGCGCGCAACACACACACGCACACAUGCACGCGCGCACACAGAGGCCCGCAGACAGAUGAGCAGAGCCCCUCCACAGCGUUCUGUGUGGGAAAGAAGUGCAGGCCCCUGGCCAAGCCCCAUGUCCCUCUGCAUGCGCCACACGGAGCGUCUUUGUUCUUUUUAAUAACUUCAAAAUAAAGUCUUGUUUCAGUG
Molecule: messenger RNA, 1575 nt
Organism: Rattus rattus (black rat)
Lineage: Eukaryota; Metazoa; Chordata; Mammalia; Rodentia; Muridae
Gene: Hpca
Product: hippocalcin
Exons: 4
Coding region: 124-705 (193 amino acids)
Molecular function (GO): calcium ion binding
Source: RefSeq, a predicted model, not a curated record